Molecule: messenger RNA, 495 nt
Organism: Linum tenue
Lineage: Eukaryota; Viridiplantae; Streptophyta; Magnoliopsida; Malpighiales; Linaceae
Source: the annotation of a GenBank genome assembly
UACUACAUAGUGCGCUUCACAAGCGGAAUAGAUUAUGAAAGGGCUGUUACGGGAGGACCGUGGUUGCUGGGUGACCACUAUCUCACUGUUCAUACGUGGAACAAGCAUUUUAACCCAUACGAACACGAGAUUUCAUCGACCCUAGUAUGGGCAAGGCGGCUGGACAUACCGGCUCAAUAUUUUAACACAGAUGCGGUGAUGAAGAUCGGGAAGCGAAUUGGGAGACCCCUACGGGUUGAUCAAGCCCCGAGCACAGGCGCCCGCCUAGACUACGCGCGUGUUUGUGUCGAGGUCGAUCUCUCCAAACCACUCUUGUCCCAAUUUAGAAUCCAUGGCGUGAAGUACUUCAUUCAAUACGAGGGGCUGGAGAAGAUUUGCCUAAGCUGCGGAAAAUAUUUUCAACGGUCUGGAUGCCCUUGCUCCUUUGGCGGGCCGAGCAAGCCGGACGAGGAACCUAUUGCCGCGGAGAAUGACAAGGAAACCACGAGGCCUUAG